GGUAACGGUCUCCUGGAGAUGGUAAUUAAUUGGUAAUUACCGUCACAAGGAAAAAAAGGAGCCAAGUAAAAGUGGAGGAGGAAAAAAAAAUAAAAAAAAAAGAAAAAAAAAAGAGGAAAUCCACCCGUUCCAACGACAGAUUCCUCAGGCCCGUUGGACGAAGCAAAAGAGCUCGUCGCAUCGUCGAUGACCCUUCUUCCCUCGAUCUUUCCGGACCCCCCCCCAUUCCCUUACCAUCUACCAUAAUCCUCCCCCCUUCCCUUUUUAUCCUCCCCAUCUCUAUCCUCAAUCUUGUGUAUUGUUAUUAUCUAUUCCAACCUAUUCUCCAGUUCUUUUCUGAUUAGUUUUUGUUCUACUGUUUUUAUUUUGCUCCCAACCUUGACUCUCCUUUCCCUAUUCUUUGCCCCUUCCUCGACACUCCUUCUCGCCUCCCCAACUUCUCGCGCCGCUUCCACCACCACCCAAAAUAAUAUCAUCAUGCCUUACAACACCCGUCGCAAGUCACUAUCUCUUCCUUCACUCGGCAUUCACCUCCCCAACUCGUCGCGCCGCUCUCCCUCCAUCUCAAAAUCUGCUGCGACCGACGAUGUUCCGCCUACCAAAAAAGUGAAGAGGUCGCACACCUCAUUAUCACCCGAGCCUUCCACGGACCGCCGGGAAUCUGUCGUGCGCGCUGGUCGGCACGGAGCGUUCGAGCACACACCGCCACCUUCCCCAAUGGAUGGGGGCGUCGCUCCGAAAAUUGAUACCCAAGGCAUUAACGAUGAUAUCGUCGUCGCGGUCAUCGAACAAUUGGAGAAGACUGGAAAUCGCCCUCACCUUGUGAAGGAGUUGGCUGCAGUGCUCGUGACGUUGAACUCGACUGUCGCAAAUUCUGCGAAUCCUGCUGCCCUCCUCUCCUCGCGGCUAGCGGCUUAUAUGAAGCGUCCCUGGACGGCUCUUUCGCCAUGCCCCAUGGCCAAAGAGUUGAUUCUCAUUCACCCGCGCAAAGUGUAUUAUUAUCUGACAACCUUCCCUCGUCAGCCCAUUCCCGAUCCCUCCGAUGAUCUUAUCUUGGGUGUCGAUGGCAAACAAAUUACGCCCAGCGUUUCAAGUCUGGAUCAAGACGACGUAGACAUGAUCGCGCGCCAGCGCAGUCCUAGUCCCGAAGUGGAUCUGUCGUCGCCCGACUUUGAAGAGAACCAAGAUGUUGAUCUUGACAAUCCCGCGGGCCGGGGAACUUCUUCCGACCAGUUCCCAGACCCAUCAAGCCAUACUCGCCUAAUGCACUCGCACCGUGCGGCUUCCCCGCCCCUGGAGGGCGACGAGAAAGAAUUUACUCAGACUGCCAGUGCGGUGCGCGAGCGUGCUUCUGAAGAAAAGGCCAACCAAUCGGCUCGGAGCCUCUCCGUCCUGUCCGAGGGCCUCAGCUCGAUAAACGAGGAGAUGAGCAUCUCCAAUUCUCCCGUGAACGGUGGCUCGCUCUCCCCGGCUGGUGACCGCAUGUCCGAACAAGAGUUCAGUGAUUACUUUUCUCACAUGAGCCCCGCCGAUCAAAUCGGCGCGGACUUAGACGAGGCCGCUGCCGCCGCAUUGUUUGGCACGUCGCCCUCUCCCUCACUUACCUCCCUGGCAUCGUCAGUCUCGUCUGGCACGAGCGUCGAUGUCGGAUUGGAUGCGGAGGAACGGGCUGGCAUACUCCCGGCUGCUCCCCAGAUUAGUCUCCCCGACGUGGCUCCCGUCUCAACUCUUAAGCGAUCGCUCGAUAUGUUGAACAGCGGGCUCCCCGAUGUGGAUUUGAAGAUGUCCGAUCUGACUGAGUCGCAUGAGAAGCUCAGCUUGGGUCCCCGGUCUUUUACCGGCAUGGACGUCCCCGAGCCCAUUUUUGACUCCUGGAGAGAGCUGCAGAACCCGGAGACUGUGGAAGUAGACGAGCUGGAUGAGAUGUUUGGCGAAAUCUAAACAUCACAUAUCGCAUACCAUCUUCUUUACCCUGCAUCUCCGGUCAGCUUGCGUUGCGUGCCUUCCAUUCCUCCCACCAUCCUAGUCCUCCAACUUUUGUCUCUCUCUAUCUCUCCACUCUCGGUCGGCCUGAGAGCCACCGUCGUCGUUAUACCCCCCUCUUUUUUUGGACCCUUGUAUAUGUCGGCUCUCAUCUCCUAUGCCGUACUCUUUUACUCCUUUUGGCUAAUUCCUUCUCACUGUAUAUAUACAUUUUUGUUGACUUUUUGGGAACUUUUUGAUCUUGCCCUGGAUGGGUAGAAGGAAGAUUUACGGAAAUUAUAUCGGGAUCUACUGGGGUCUUUUUAUAUAAAAGAAGGACAAAAAGCGACUUGAUUUCUUGUAUGCUUUAGGCGUCAUGCAAAACCAAAACUCGCGAAGUUUUCUUCGCAUUUUGAUUAUUGUCUCGUGAAA
This is a messenger RNA of Penicillium brasilianum, 2394 nucleotides long. Lineage: Eukaryota; Fungi; Ascomycota; Eurotiomycetes; Eurotiales; Aspergillaceae. The record is from the annotation of a GenBank genome assembly.